Saimiri boliviensis boliviensis (Bolivian squirrel monkey) is the source of this 3541-nucleotide messenger RNA. It is a transcript of the gene AFAP1L1, whose product is annotated as actin filament associated protein 1 like 1. The record is from RefSeq and is a predicted model, not a curated record. NCBI's taxonomy places the organism in Eukaryota, Metazoa, Chordata, Mammalia, Primates, Cebidae. Gene Ontology annotation, molecular function: SH3 domain binding. Gene Ontology annotation, cellular component: cytosol.
GGGGGAGGGGACCGCGGGGAGCGCCGGCCGCAGGGCGGGCCCGAGAGCGCCGCGCGCCCGUCGCCACCAGCCGCGCCGGAGCCCUGCGCCCUGCUGCCCCCGCCCCGGGGGCCCGGCCGACGCCAUGGACCGAGGCCGGGUGCUGGAGCAGCUGCUCCCAGAGCUCACUGGACUGCUCAGCCUCCUGGACCACGAGUACCUCAGCGAUACUGCCCUGGAGAAGAAGAUGGCCGUGGCCUCCAUCCUGCAGAGCCUGCAGCCCCUUCCAGCAAAGGAGGUCUCCUACCUGUAUGUGAACACAGCAGACCUCCACUCGGGGCCCAGCUUCGUGGAGUCCCUUUUUGAAGAAUUUGACUGUGACCUGAGUGACCUUCAGAACAUGCCGGAGGAUGAGGGGGAGCCCAGCAAAGGAGCCAGCCCUGAGCCAGCCAAGAGCCCGUGCCUGAGAAAUGCAGCCGACCUGCCUCCACCACUCCCCAACAAGCCUCCCCCUGAGGACUACUAUGAAGAGGCCCUUCCUCUGGGACCCGGCAAGGCCCCUGAGUACAUCAGCUCCCACAAUGGCUACAGCCCCACCCACUCGAUUGUGGAUGGCUACUAUGAGGAUGCUGACAGCAGCUACCCAGCAACCAGGGUGAACGGCGAGCUUAAGAGCUCUUACAAUGACUCUGACGCAAUGAGCAGCUCCUAUGAGUCCUAUGAUGAAGAGGAGGAGGAAGGGAAGAGCCUGCAGCCCCGACACCAAUGGCCCUCAGAGGAGGCCUCCAUGCACCUGGUGAGGGAAUGCAGGAUAUGUGCCUUCCUGCUGCGGAAAAAACGUUUCGGGCAGUGGGCCAAGCAGCUGACGGUCAUCAGGGAGGACCAGCUCCUGUGUUACAAAAGCUCCAAGGACCGGCAGCCGCAUCUAAGGUUGGCUCUGGAUGCCUGCAGCGUCAUCUACGUGCCCAAGGACAGCCGGCACAAGAGGCACGAGCUGCGUUUCACCCAGGGGGCUACCGAGGUCUUGGUGCUGGCCCUGCAGAGCCGAGAGCAGGCCGAGGAGUGGCUGAAGGUCAUCCGAGAAGUGGGCAAGCCAGUUGGGGGAGCUGAAGGAGUGGAGGGCCCCAGAUCCCCUGUUCUCCUGUGCAAGCUGGACCUGGACAAGAGGCUGUCCCAAGAGAAGCAGACCUCAGAUUCUGACAGCAUGGGCAUAGGCGAUAACUGUUCUAGCCUUGGCCGCCGGGAGGCCUGUGAUCACGGCAAAGGGAAGAAGAGCAGCCUGGCAGAGCUGAAGGGCUCAAUGAGCAGGGCCGCGGGCCGCAAGAUCACUCGUAUCAUCAACUUCUCCAAGAAGAAGCAACUGGCCGACGACCUGCAGACGUCCUCCGCCGAGGAGAUUCCCUGCUGUGGCUACCUGAACGUGCUGGUGAACCAGGGCUGGAAGGAACGCUGGUGCCGCCUGAAGUGCAACACUCUGUAUUUCCACAAGGACCACACGGACCUGCAAACCCAUGUGAACGCCAUCGCCCUGCAAGGCUGUGAGGUGGCCCCGGGCUUUGGGCCCCGACACCCGUUUGCCUUCAGGAUCCUGCGCAACCGGCAGGAGGUGGCCAUCUUGGAGGCAAGCUGUUCGGAGGACAUGGGUCGCUGGCUUGGGCUGCUGCUGGUGGAGAUGGGCUCCGGAGUCACCCCGGAGGCGCUGCACUAUGACUACGUGGACGUGGAGACCUUAACCAGCAUCGUCAGUGCUGGGCGCAACUCCUUCCUAUAUGCAAGAUCCUGCCAGAAUCAGUGGCCUGAGCCCCGAGUCUAUGAUGAUGUUCCUUAUGAAAAGAUGCAGGAUGGGGAGCCUGAGCGCCCCACAGGGGCCCAGGUGAAGCGCCAUGCCUCCUCCUGCAGUGAGAAGUCCCAUCGCGUGGACCCACAGGUCAAAGUCAAACGCCACGCCUCCAGUGCCAAUCAAUACAAGUAUGGCAAGAACCGAGCCGAGGAGGAUGCCCGGAGGUAUUUGGUCGAAAAAGAGAAGCUGGAGAAAGAGAAAGAGACGAUUCGGACAGAGCUGAUAGCACUGAGACAGGAGAAGAGGGAGCUGAGGGAAGCCAUUCGGAGCAGCCCAGGAGCAAAAUUAAAGGCUCUGGAAGAAGCCGUGGCCACCCUGGAAGCUGAGUGUCGGGCAAAGGAGGAGCGCCGGAUUGACCUGGAGCUGAAGCUGGUGGCUGUGAAGGAACGCUUGCAGCAGUCCCUGGCUGGGGGGCCGGCCCUGGGACUCUCCAUGAGCAGCAAGCCCAAGAGUGUGGAAACUGCAAAUAAACCGCAGAACAGCGUUCCAGAGCAAUCUCUCCCUGUCAACUGUGUUUCUGAGCUAAGGAAGAGGAGCCCAUCCAUCGUAGCCGCCAACCAAGGAAGAGUGCUACAGAAAGCCAAGGAAUGGGAAAUGAAGAAGACCUAGGAAGAGGAUAAGGAUUUCAUUCCAAAGGAAAUAUCAGCUCGUCCACCUGAGGAAGAAAUGCUUUUUUCACAAGGAGACACCAAGAGAAGACUAGGAAGUAGCCUUCAUUCUCCAGGGCACCCAAAAAACCAGCCUUUAUUGUCUGCAUGAUUUUAGGGAAUAUGGGGAGGGAAGAAGUAGAAGGGAAGAGGGAAAUUGAGAGCAUCCUUAUGACUUUGAAAGGGUGGAAAUGAAGAUGGAGAGGGACAGAUGUCUGCACAGCCUAAGGGUUUUGUAGUGUCUUGGCCUUCCCUUCUGAAGAAGAAAUGAAAAGUACAUGUGAAUAACCCCUUUCCAUUCCCAUUCACAGUGUCAUACUCCCAGUCCUUAAGGCAAAGGGAGGCAGCACUCAAGCAUUGGUGGUGCAGUGAAAGAGACAAGGCCUGAUCAUCCGAUCACACUUGGGACAACUGGAUUCAUAUUGGGCAUUACUGACAACCCCUGGGCAAGGCAAAGAGGUUGAACAAUCGAUAAUCAUUAUCCCUACCUGCAUACAUGUGAACAAAAGCUAUAGAGGACAUGCAGAUUCUACAGUGAUUCCUCAUUUGCUUUACACAGAGUGCAGCUACUGGAAUCUUUCAGAUUUGAGUGUUUUAAAAUUAGAGCUCUGAAUAUUCAAAAGGAAUGAAAAAUGGAGCAGCUGACAUAUUUUAAGCUCACAGUGAUACUCAGUGACAGGAGCACAUAGCUCUAAUGUCCACAGGAUGUUGUAGGGCAGGGUCUUUCAAUCAGGUCCCUUACCUAACUUCUAUGAUGUUGAGGCUCUUGGGGCUAUGGGUUAGAAAUCCAAGAGGCAAUGUGUCUUUAUUCUAAUGAAGUCCUCACCUUGCACUCAGAGGCCCGCUAGUCUGCCCUUCUAUAUAUUAAGUAAAACCAAGAGAAAUUAAGAGGAUGAUGGCUUAUUUCUCUCACAUGGGUGCUAAACCUUUUAUAAACACUUGAUACUUUUAUAAGGGGAAUAUGGACCUCAAGUCCUGGGCAGUCUCCUUACUGUGCUACUCACUACUGUCUUAACUCUAGGUACUUUCUGGGUCUGUCUUUAACACAUUUCCUUCCAAAAAAGAUAUAACCACU